Molecule: messenger RNA, 810 nt
Organism: Anastrepha ludens (Mexican fruit fly)
Lineage: Eukaryota; Metazoa; Arthropoda; Insecta; Diptera; Tephritidae
Exons: 4
Coding region: 3-803 (266 amino acids)
Biological process (GO): cell-matrix adhesion
Cellular component (GO): cell surface
Source: RefSeq, a predicted model, not a curated record
GCAUGUACUCCCGCACAAUCCGAGCUUACGAUUGUCAAGUGCUACUGGAAGAUAAAGAAAUUACCAAUACUGAUUGGGAGAGUUUGGAACCCUGUUUAGGUGUGGCCAACAGUGAGGACAUAUCGGCUAAUACCAGUGAGAAUGUUUGGCGUCUUAUAAAAAUUGCUUUUGAUGGUGUAGAAAAUGUGCCGCCAGAGGUCUAUGGCAAAAUUCGUUUGGUGCUUAAAGCCAUCACUGUCGAGGAGUUACAUAACAUUAGCAUGUCACGCGUGGAGAUAGUGGAGGCGUUUGGUGGUGUGCAAGGGUUGAGUAGCAAUAUGAGUAAUGGAUUUACCGAUGCACAAAUGAAAUUGAUUGCCAGCAAAGUGCGUAACGAGUGGCUGGGCAAGGAACCAGAAAUAUAUUCGGAAUAUGAUCUCAUAUCGAUGGGUGAAAUUAUAUGCCAUUUGAAUGAAAGCGAUAUUGAGAACAUACAUGCGGACGCUUUUAAAGCCGCUGCUGAAUGGAUUGGCAGUAUUGAAUCGUGUCCCGAAACUCAAUUACAAGCCUUUGUCAAAUUAGCAAUGCGGGAGGACGCCUUUGGCGAGGCUAAGGAUUGGACCAAAAUUGAUGUUAGUCUAAUUGGCAACAUCAUCAACGGUCUAUCCCAGCCAGAAUUAGCUGCUAUCGAUGAGAAUAAAUUAAAACUAAAUCAUUUCUAUGUACAAAAGCAGCGUAAAAAUGGUAAAGGUGUAAAUGGCGGAGACAGCACUGGAUCUACUCAUAAAAUCAACGGCUCCGUCUUAAAAAAGAACAGUCGAUGAAGAGCAG